CGAUUUUAUCCAUUGAUUGCGAUUGUAGUAGAUAAAUUAUUAAAUGUCGAUCAGACAUAAUCUUAUACAGUAACGUUUUCUUAUUCGAGAUGAUACGUUAUAAUAAAAUUUUUCUCUUUAGUGUAUUUUUUGUAAAAAUUAUUCUAAACAACGGUUUCGAAAUUAGUUGGAGAUGUAAAUCUAACGCUGAAUGUACGGCUGCUAAUAGUGAAUGCAUUAACGAUAUUUGCAUUUGUAAGCCAGCUCAUACUUAUAAUGCGAAUAUGACCAAGUGUCUCAAAGUUGCCAGCUUUUAUGAACAAAAAUGUGAAGAUACGGUUCAAUGUUCCGCAUAUUUGUGGAACGGUGGAACUUGUGAAUUUCAAUUGGACAUUUUUAACGAAACAAAUUCAAAAAGUAUUUGUGUUUGUGGAGAAGGAUAUCAUUACCUACAUGGAAGGUGUUACCGUUCUUCAGGUUUGGGCGAGAAGUGUUCAACGAAUGAUGAUUGUUACGUGAACUCGGAUUUCGAGGCCUCUUCAUGUAAAAAUGGAAUUUGUAAUUGUAGCGAUGGUUUUUAUAAAAGAGAAUAUCGAACCUGUCGUCGAGAAUCAAACGAAAUUGGACAAAGUUGUCUGAUAGAUAAAGACUGCAAAUUAAACAACACAAAGUGUAGCAGUGAUUUCAAAUGUGUUUCCACUAAACUGAGAACUUCUUUCCCUACGCACUUUAAUAGAGUUGACAUUAAAAAUGAUGUUCAUAAUGAAACCAAUUCGGAAAACAAAUGCAAAACAGAUAAAAAUUGUAAAAAUAAAAAUACAAUCUGUGGUCCAGAUUUAACAUGCAUUUGUAAACGAGCUUUUUUCUCUCUCAAUGGACAAUGCAUUCCAGAAUUAGGAGAACCUUGCCUAGAAACAGAUGCGAAAAACAUUGAUGAUUCAGUCUGUCGAGAUGGAAAGUGGACAUGCAAGGUUGAUAAGAUUGCUUCUAAAAAUAAUAGAUUUUGCAGAAAUGUUACGCUAGAAUUUAGAAAACCUUGUAAUUAUAACGAAGAAUGCUACAUUUUUGGACCUGAUGCUGUAUGCAAAAAAUUAAAAUGCAAUUGCAAUGAUGAUUCACAUUUUAUUCAAGAUGAACUAUUCUGUUGGAGAAAUAAGGGAAUUGGAGACAAUUGCUCCAGCGAUAAUGAUUGCCAUAUUCCAGAAUCAAAAUUUCAGCUCCAUUGUGAAAGUAAAAAUAAAGAUAAAUCAAAUCCUGUUUGUCGUUGUCCUAAAGGUUCAGCGCCAAAUGAAGAAAAUACAGAUUGUACCAAAAUUCCAACUGGAAUUGAUGCAAGUUGCACAGAAGCGAAAGAUUGCAACGUGAAGAAUGGCAGCUGCAUUUCAAAUAUUUGUAGUUGCGUCAAAAAUUUUAUUCCCCUAUCUACUAAUGAAUGUAUCGAAGUUUCUUCAUACGGAAAUAAAUGUGAUCACCAUAUUCAGUGCAAUGCAACAUUAACAAAUGGCAUUUGCUCACGAAAGAGCGAUACAGUUGAAGGAGAAAUUUCAACUUCUGGCAUUUGUUCAUGUGACCAUACUGACCAUUAUAACAAUGGUAACUGUUUUAAAAAGAAAUUACUGGGUGACUCUUGUGAAAAUGAAAGUGAAUGUUUUUUGGAAAAAGAUAUUAAUCGAAUUAAAUGUACAAACGGAAUUUGCUCCUGUGGACGGAAAUAUAAAGAAUCGGAGAAAAAAUAUUGCAAGGAAAUUAAUGUAAAAGGUGGUUCAGCUGUGUUCUACUUAACGAUUUGGAUUGGAUUGAUAGCAACUGUCUGCAAUUUACUAAUCUUUUGAAUUAGUAAUUUACAAAUUAACUUCGAUAAAGGAGAGAAACGUUAAAGGAUAAGAGAAAAAGAAUAUUUUUUAUGAAAAUCAGGGAAAAUUCAAAGAAAUACAGAAU
Molecule: messenger RNA, 1917 nt
Organism: Leptopilina heterotoma
Lineage: Eukaryota; Metazoa; Arthropoda; Insecta; Hymenoptera; Figitidae
Product: cell death abnormality protein 1-like
Exons: 12
Coding region: 90-1811 (573 amino acids)
Source: RefSeq, a predicted model, not a curated record